GCAGAGCAGCCCCGCAUUCCCCCACGUUGCAGCGCAGUGCUCAGCCUGGGGGCCGCGCUUCGGGGUUGGGAUGCCUGCAGUUGGGCAGCUGGACGCUUUGCCCAGGGCAGCACCGACCUCCUCACUCCCUCCUCAGCAGUGGACCAGCAGCAUCAACCGGGCCAAUAAGGUGGCCCUGCUCACCUGGGUGAGAGAAACCGGCAUCGACCUGGUGCAGGUGAACGGGCAGCGGCGGUACGGCGGCCCUCCGCCAGGGUGGGUGGGCAGCCCGCCGCCCCCGGGCUCCGAGGUGUACAUCGCCAAGCUGCCGCGGGACCUGUAUGAGGACACGCUCAUCCCGCUCUUCCAGAGCGUGGGGCAGCUCUACGAGUUCCGCCUCAUGCUGACCUUCAGCGGGCUGAACCGUGGCUUCGCCUACGCCAAGUACAGCGACCAGCGCAGCGCCGGGAAGGCCAUCGCCGCCCUCAACAACUGGGAGGUGCAGGAGGGCCGCGCCAUCCUGGUGUGCCGGAGCUUCGAGAAGUGCGAGCUGAGCGUGAACGGGCUGCCCGCCACGCUGCGCCGCGGGGAGCUGGGUGCCAUGCUGCUGGAGGUCACCGAGGGGCUGCUGGGCCUAACGCUGCACAACAGCCCCGGCCGCAAGCAGGGCAAGGUCGCCGUGCUGACCUACGGCUCGCACCGGGCUGCCGCCAUGGCCAAGAAGGCCCUGGUGGAAGGGAACGUCGGCCUCUUCAAGAAGGCGAAGGUGGAGUGGCUGAAGCCUGAGCUGAAGGAGCAGCUGCGGGCGCGUGGAAAGAAGCCGCCCCGCAACGUGCAGCGCCUGGGGAGCCCCGAGCGGGUGCUGCCGUCCUCGGAGCUGCGCGGUGCGCUGGGCCGACUGCAGGCCUUGUGCCGGCGGCUGCACCUGGGGAGCCCACGCUUCCUCACCAGCACCUUCCUGUGGGUGCGGGAGGACACGUCGGGCACCGCGGGGCACGAGAAGAUCAAAGAGGCGGUAGCACAGCUGGCCCUGAUGAUGCUGGGGUACUGAGGGUGUAUGCAGGCACACGUGGUGCCCCAACUAUGAAAUGAACCCGAGCCACCCGUUGUCACGCCAUGGAGCAGAGCUGAGCCCAGUGGGGCCGCGUUCCUGUUCAGCCUUGUUUUGAGUUCGUUGGGGUUUGUUUAAGGGCCAUCUGGAGGGCAUGGGCGCUGCCCCAUUCCCACCAGCGCUGGAUCCAUUGUGAGCAGCAGGCACGUCCUGCCUGCUUCCAUGUUUUCCUGUUGAUGAAGUUGUUUUGUGUUGCUGUGGUGCUGCAGGGCUCUCAAGAGGAGCAGCAGCUGCCUGGAAGGAUGCGAGCUGGGGGUCUGGCACUGGGCCCCAGUGCCUGCAGCCCCGUUGUUGCCAUGAGACAGUCGGGACCCUGGGCUGUUCUGCAGGCGCUGCCCGCAGCCUGGAGGCCAGCGGCCACCUGCUGGCUAUUAAAGGAGCCUGGGAAGCUGUGAUGGUGUUAUGUUGU
Molecule: messenger RNA, 1499 nt
Organism: Meleagris gallopavo (turkey)
Lineage: Eukaryota; Metazoa; Chordata; Aves; Galliformes; Phasianidae
Source: RefSeq, a predicted model, not a curated record